AUGAAUAUGAAGGAUGAAUCAAGAUCAAAGUGCAAUAAUAUGGUGGAUUUGAUUAUGGCCAUUGAAGACGACGAAGGAAGAAGAUUACACGAUGAGGAGAUCAUCGACUUGUUAAUCGUUUAUGUGUUUGCAGGUCAUGAAACAACUGCCCAUACUGCAGCAUGGGCAAUAAUGUACUUAGAACAACAUCCUGAGUUCUUACAAAAAGCAAAGGAGGAACAAGAGGAAAUUGUAAAGAGAAGGCAGGCUGAUUCUGAUAAAAAACUUAGCUACGAUGAGUUUAGACAGAUGAAGUAUUUAACCAAGGAUGAUGAGGCCAAGACAUUUAGCGCGUUUCUUCCCUUUGGAGCAGGACCUCGGUUGUGCCCCGGAGCAGAGUUGGCUAGGCUUGAAGUUUCAGUGUUUCUUCACUACUUUCUUCUAAACUAUAGGCUCGAGCGUCUUAAUCCAGAAACAAGUGUGACAUAUCUACCAAUUCCUAGUCCUACUGAUAAUUGUCUUGCAAGACUCAAAAGGAUCUCAACAUCAUGUCAAUAA
Molecule: messenger RNA, 537 nt
Organism: Solanum dulcamara
Lineage: Eukaryota; Viridiplantae; Streptophyta; Magnoliopsida; Solanales; Solanaceae
Product: beta-amyrin 11-oxidase-like
Exons: 4
Coding region: 1-537 (178 amino acids)
Biological process (GO): sterol metabolic process; brassinosteroid biosynthetic process; multicellular organism development
Cellular component (GO): endoplasmic reticulum
Molecular function (GO): heme binding; iron ion binding; ent-kaurenoic acid monooxygenase activity
Source: RefSeq, a predicted model, not a curated record